CCCGGGGUCUCGUCUCGCUCCCGCCCCGCCUGCGCGCGUUCCACGUGCUCACCCGUGGCGGCGAGCGCGCCCCCUCGCCCCCGCCGCGGCGCGGCGCGCGCAGCCCAACGCCACGCCGCUGGGAAGAUAAAUAAGGACCCCCCCGCCACCCCGCAAUCCAAUCCAAUCCGGGCUCCCGAAUCAAUCAAUCGCGAUCGAAUCCCGUCCCGCUCUCUCGAUCUCUGCUCGGAUUCUGCUCCGCCCGGCGUCAAUCAAUCCGUCGAUUCCCCGACGGCCCCCUACCGAUCGGCCGUCCAGUCGCCGCCGUGUCCCGCCAUGACAACGGUGGGGCUCCGGAUGGGGCCGGUGGGAGGAUGGCGGAUGGGCGCGGUGGAUGAGGAGGGCGAGGAGAGGCGAGGGGGGAUGGGGGAGGAGAAGGAGGAGGGGAAGGACGGCAAGGACGAGGACUGGGGUGUCGAGCAGGAGAGGAAGAGCAGCAGGGGCAAACGGAAGAGGACGGCGCCGCGGGGGCGCCGCCCGGGCGUGGGGCCGGGUCCCAAGCGCCGGCGUGCCGCUGCGGCGACCGAGCGCCGGCCGUCCGGGCAGGGCGCGCCGCCGCGGGGCACCGGAGAGCCUUCGCCGGAGGAGGGUGUCAAUGCUGCUGCUGCGGCUGCGGCGCCGGAGGAAGAUGGGGAGUACGUGGCGCCGAGCACCAGUGGCACAGGCGGCGCCGGGAGGAAGCAGGCCGGCGGGAGGGUCAGGAGGUCGUGCCACCGGUGCAAGAGGGCGACGCAGAGCCCCAAGGACAUGAUCAGGUGCGAGAUGUGCGAACAGAGGAUCUACUGCGUCCCCUGCGUCAGGAAGAGGUACCCAACGAUGUCAGACGCCGAGGUAAGGGAGCGGUGCCCCUCCUGCCGCGGAGUCUGCAACUGUACGAGCUGCAAGGAUAAACAAGUUGGGCCCGAGAGCUUGGUUUUGAAGAAAUGCAAUAGCAUUGGAUCAACUACAAGGAAGAAAAGGCCCAUUUCUGCAUGUGUGGAGUCGCACAGGAUUCCUAGUGCAGCACGGCAGACUAAAGGAAUUGACCACUCCAUUGUGAGGACAAAUAUGAUGAAUAAUGCAUCUGCCAUGUUGGAUGAGGUGGAUACGUCAGAUGUGAGCACUGAUGCUCCUGAAACAAAACGUAAAUAUGCCAGCUACCUGUUGCACUAUCUGUUGCCAUGUUUGACACAACUCAGCAAGGAUCAGAUGGAAGAAAAAGAAGUGGAGGCCAGAAUUCAAGGAUUGGAAUUGUCAGAAUUGAUUGUCGAGCAAGCUGAAAUCCGGAGGGAUGAGAGGGUGUUCUGUGACAAUUGCAGAACAUCAAUAUUUGAUCUACAUAGAAGCUGCCCAGACUGCAUGUACGAUUUAUGCAUCGUCUGUUGUAAGGAGCUUCGUGAAUGCCAUCUUGAGGGUUCUUGCCAGGAGGCACCGGUAGAUUAUCCUGAAAGAGGACCUGACUAUAUGCAUGGUGGUGAUCUUGGUCCAUCGCCAAAUUCCAACUUAAUCAAAGAAACAGGUUUGCCUAGUCACCAAUCUGAGUCUAUCAAGCAGGAAGCUGAUCCUGAUGGAACCAUUCAUUGCCCUCCAUCUGAACUUGGUGGGCGCGGCAACGACUAUAUGCAUGGUGGUGAUCCUGACCCAUUGUCCGAUUCCAAUUUAAUCAAUAACAAGAAAACAGGUUUGUCUAGUCAACAAUCUGAGUCUAUCAAGUGGGAAGCUGAUCCUGAUGGAACCAUUCAUGGCCCUUCAUCUGAACUUGGUGGGUGUGUGCAUGGUGGUGAUCCUGAUCCACCACCUGAUUCCAAGUUAAUCAAUAACGAAGAAACAGGUUUGCCUAGUCACCAAUCUGAGUCUGUCAAGUGGGAAGCUGAUCCUGACGGAACCAUUCAUUGCCCUCCAUCUGAACUUGGUGGGUGUGGCAACCAUGUUCUUGAGUUGAGACAAUUUUUUGAAAAAGAUAGGUUAAGUAAGCUUGAAAUGGCGGCUUUGCAAAUGAGCAAGCAGUUACAACCUGAUAUCAUCAGUACAGAUACAUGUGAAUGCUCAUGUUCAGCUAAUCAUGAAAGUUCAAGGAAAGCUGCCACCAGAGAAAAGUCAGCAGAUAACUGCAUAUACUGUCCAAUAUCAGAUGGCGGGAAGCCAGAUGAUCUCAAGCACUUCCAGAAACAUUGGGUGAAAGGAGAACCUGUAAUUGUGCAAGGGGUACUCAAGAAAAUGUCUCAUUUUAGCUGGGAGCCACCAGCUAUGUGGUCUGAAAUACAUGGCACCAAUUCUAGUUCUGAGAUGAAAAAAGUGAAAGCCACUGACUGUCUAUCUUGCUGUGAGGUCGAGAUAUGCACCAAGGACUUUUUCGAAGGGUAUUAUGAAGGUCGGAUGUAUCGCAAUCUUUGGCCUGAAAUGCUUAAAUUAAAGGACUGGCCAACUUCAAACCACUUUGAAAAUAUUUUGCCUUCCCAUGGAAGGAAAUACAUCAAUUCCUUGCCAUUUCAACCAUACACAAAUUUGAAAUCUGGCUUGCUAAAUAUCUCUGCAUUGCUUCCUGGUGACAUCUUAAAGCUUGACAUGGGCCCAAAAUCAUAUAUAGCUUAUGGCUGUGCACAGGAACUCAGCAGAGGAGAUUCUGUUACAAAGCUUCAUUGUGACUUGUCUGAUGCGGUCAAUGUUUUGAUGCAUACUUUUAAGGUUGAGCCCUCUGAAGAACAGAAACGGGAGAUAAGAAACUUGAAAAUAAGGCAUACAGAACAGGAUAAAAAGGAGAAGGUAGCAACAGAUGGAAAUGAUACAAGCAUGGAGCAUGCAGAUACAUCCCCAAUUUACUGUGCAGAUGAUGGGGGAGGUGCAUUAUGGGAUAUUUUCAGGAGGGAGGAUGUUGGAAAACUAAAAGAAUACCUCACGAAACAUUCCAAAGAAUUUCGCCAUAUGUACUGUUCUCCAGUUGAAAAGACUUUUAACCCUGUGCAUGAUGAAACAUUUUAUCUAACAAACAAACACAAGAGGAAGCUCAAAGAGGAGUAUGGAAUCGAACCAUGGACGUUUGUACAAAGACUUGGAGAGGCGGUUUUUAUACCUGCCGGGUGUCCUCAUCAAGUACGGAAUCUCAAGUCUUGCACCAAGAUUGCUCUGGACUUUGUAUCUCCAGAGAACAUUCAGCAAUGUCUUAGCUUAACUGAGGAUUUCCGCAGGCUUCCAAAGAACCACAGGGCGAAAGAAGAUAAACUAGAGCUUGUGUGUAAAAAAUUACGUAUAUGAUACGAAGGAACAAAUCUAGCCUGUGUUACAUGUUUCGACACUUAGGACACAUCCUAAGUGCUGGGGAAUAGGUCACAGACAUGAAAAAUGUCAGGUUGAGAAGGAAAGCAGCGUCUAGAGACGUUUCAACGUCGAAGGGCUCCCAAAAAGACAAGGGGCCAGAAGACCCCAAGAUAGGCGGAGCCGUCGACAACAGAUGCACAUGCCAAGAUAGGCGGAGCCACCGGAGGCAAACACCAGAGGGCUUAUAAGGGACAUACCUCCGGAUGUGGCUUUCGAAAGAAGCACCAAAGUUUGACCUCCACUUGGCGGGAUAUGUGGGACAUCUCAGCGUAUGGGGUGCGAAAGAGCUGUGUUACCGACAGACGUCAUCGCACACUAUCAAGAGAAGGCAAAACCCUAGCUGGAUGGUGCACAAACAAGAAUGCCAUGGAUAUGCUAGGGAUCUACCCUCACCAUACCAAGCAUAAUUGACCUUUUGUCAUCCUCAGAGGAUGGAAGGCAAAAUGCCAUGUGACUCAGCUAAGUCCGUUGGUCGGUGCUAGUGCUAUCCGUAAGGGUGGCAAAAAGUUAAAUGCUUCACUGUACUGUACUACCUGCAUCAGGGUACAAUUGUAAUUGAGAGGACCCUUCGCCCUUCCUUAGGUCCGUAAAUGUGAAGCCCAAGGGCUAUGUAAAGCAUUCAAUUCUCAAGCGAUACAUAGCCAUUGGGUUUGUCCUAAGUCAAACUUAUCACUAAGCUUGUAAAAAAAAAUACAAUAUCUACCAUACCAAAUAAAUUCACUAAUAAAAUAUAUUCUAUGAUGGAUUCAA
This is a messenger RNA of Setaria italica (foxtail millet), 4083 nucleotides long. Its product is annotated as lysine-specific demethylase JMJ25. Bases 316 to 3270 code for a protein of 984 amino acids. Lineage: Eukaryota; Viridiplantae; Streptophyta; Magnoliopsida; Poales; Poaceae. The record is from RefSeq and is a predicted model, not a curated record. Gene Ontology annotation, biological process: regulation of transcription by RNA polymerase II. The transcript is spliced from 11 exons. Gene Ontology annotation, cellular component: chromatin; histone deacetylase complex. Gene Ontology annotation, molecular function: histone H3K9 demethylase activity; transcription coregulator activity; chromatin DNA binding.